This is a messenger RNA of Cynocephalus volans (Philippine flying lemur), 249 nucleotides long. RefSeq names its product cytochrome c oxidase subunit NDUFA4-like. Bases 1 to 249 code for a protein of 82 amino acids. The record is from RefSeq and is a predicted model, not a curated record. The transcript has a single exon. NCBI's taxonomy places the organism in Eukaryota, Metazoa, Chordata, Mammalia, Dermoptera, Cynocephalidae.
AUGCUCCACCAGAUCAUUGGUCAGGCCAAGAAGCAUCUGAGCUUGAUUCCCCUCUUCAUAUUUAUUGGAGCUGGAGGUACUGGAGCAGCACUGCAUGUCUUGCAUCUGGCAUUGUUCAAUCCAGAUGUCAGCUGGGACAGGAAGAAUAACCCAGAACCUUGGAACAAACUGGGUCCCAAUGAUCAGUACAAGUUCUAUUCAGUGAAUGUGGAUUACAGCAAACUGAAGAAAGAAGGUCCAGACUUCUAA